CGCUUUAUCUGAGAGUACCAUCUAAUAUCUACUAAAUUUUAGUCCAUAACCGUUAAAGGUCCUAUAUGACCGCGUGUUUGUUAGUAUAGAAAUAGUAGGGUAUCCAGAAAAGUGGUCAAAAAAUGGACCGCCCUAGCACGAGCCACCAAUCCGUGGAGAAGAUUGAGGUGUUCGAAGUCAGAGAACAUGUUCCUUAUAAAGCAGAAGUGACUCGAGCACCGGCGGCGUAUGACGAAGAAAGUGGAGAACUUUACACCAAUUCCUGGGACUCCGCGUGGAAGGCCAUAUGUCAGCUGAUAAACUUACUUCAUCAUAUGCAAGUAGCUAUAGUGGUGUUCUGCAUAUGGCAUUUCGCUCUGACGUCAUCGGCCAACGGCGAAAUUAGUAGCUUGGAGCUGCAUAUCAUUUUUGCUGGGACAGGGUACCAGCUAUUCCUGGUGGAGGCAGUGCUGACCCUGCACCCGCACAACUCCUGGUCGUUCCAGCUCUCCAGAGACGCCAAGCGCAUCGUCCACGGAUGCCUGCAGCUCAUCGGAGCUCUAUUUGUCAUGACUGGCUCCUUCUUGGGCCUAUCAGGCUCCGACAUGACGAUUACUGGUGCUCAUGGUAUUUGUGGUGUGAUUGCUCUGGCGUUCACUCUACUGAGCUUCAUAUCAGGACUCUUAGCACUUUUCUCAGCGAAAGUACGUCUGUUCCUGAAAGCCAGACCAGUGAAGAUCCUACACAUUGCAGUGGGAUUAUUUGCAAUCUGCAUGGGACUUAUUACCAUGGCCAUAGGGUUUAAUAAGCCAUAUUUUACCACCAAUCAAGAAAGUCUGUCUACAGGACUUAUGGUGUUUGUUGUGAUGAUCUUGUUGUAUGUUGUCAUUCAGCCUGUCCUUAACUUAGUAUCAACGACCAAGGAAGCUCUCUGACUAAUUGACAUUGCUGGUUCAACAGAUGGCGACAGCAGAGCCUAACCAGUUUUUUUUAUUCUUAAACUAAAAUAAUAAAAAAAAAACAAUAAAAAAGUAAUAAACAUGUAGCUAGGUAGGUAUGUAAUAUAAAUAAUAGAUACUACAUUACUUUCCAGCAUCGACACAUUUUGAAGACGUAGAUAAAUUAUAAUUCUACUCUAUAUUUAUUUUGCUUUCGGUCGUUUAUUAUUAUUUUUUUAUAAAUUUAUACUAUUUUAAGUUUUGUUAGAUCCUAGGUUAGGGUUAUGUAAGUUAUUGUUAACAUUACAUGUUUUAUAUAUGAAGAAGUAUUGAAGGGUUCAGAUAAUUAUGUAGUACAUAAGAUUUUUUAUGCGUAAUAAUUAUUGUUACGUAUAAAAAUUCUUGCUCCAUUGGUAUGUAUUCUCGUUAGAAAAAAUGUAAUAUACUUAAAUUGUUAAUGAUGAUAAUGAAUAAUAAAUCUCCAACCAAGAAAAUAGCUAUAUGUAAUAGGCAUUAAACUAUGUAUGUCAAGGAGUAGUUUCAUUAAAAUUAUUAGGUACAAUUUUUUGGAUUGGAGAUUUAUGAUGGAUGACAAAUGGUAAUUAUAUCAAUAAUUAAUGGUAAUUAUAUCAAUAGUUGUGAAUAGUAAAAAAAGUUAAGUUUAUAUAUGUAUGUAUGUUGAUUGUUCAUUUUGUGUAUGUAGUAGGUACUUUUAUUGUUAUUGUGUUGACUAUAAUAAUAUUAAGUAGUGGCGUGACGUGACUAAUACAUGUAUGCAUGAGUGUUAAUGUAUUUAUUAAUUCAUUAAACAGUU
Molecule: messenger RNA, 1731 nt
Organism: Plodia interpunctella (Indianmeal moth)
Lineage: Eukaryota; Metazoa; Arthropoda; Insecta; Lepidoptera; Pyralidae
Exons: 3
Coding region: 123-914 (263 amino acids)
Molecular function (GO): heme binding; transmembrane monodehydroascorbate reductase activity
Source: RefSeq, a predicted model, not a curated record